This is a messenger RNA of Lacerta agilis (Sand lizard), 3639 nucleotides long. RefSeq names its product ataxin 3 (gene ATXN3). Gene Ontology annotation, cellular component: nucleus. The record is from RefSeq and is a predicted model, not a curated record. Gene Ontology annotation, molecular function: cysteine-type deubiquitinase activity. The transcript has 11 exons. Lineage: Eukaryota; Metazoa; Chordata; Lepidosauria; Squamata; Lacertidae. Gene Ontology annotation, biological process: protein deubiquitination. The coding region runs from base 16 to 1161 and encodes 381 amino acids.
GGUUGGGCGGAGGUCAUGUGGUGUGGAGGCUGCAUCUGGCGGCGGCCGUGGUGGUGGUGGGAGACAAAUAAACAUGGAGGCCAUUUUCCACGAGAGGAAGGCUCCCUGUGUGCCCAGCAUUGCUUGAAUAACUUACUACAAGGGGAAUAUUUCAGUCCUGUAGAACUGUCUUCUAUUGCACAGCAACUGGAUGAAGAAGAGCGAAUAAGGAUGGCAGAAGGAGGACUUUCUAGUGAAGAGUAUCAAACAUUUUUACAGCAGCCUUCUGGAAACAUGGAUGACAGUGGCUUCUUCUCUAUUCAAGUUAUAAGCAAUGCCUUGAAAGUUUGGGGUUUAGAACUAAUCCUCUUCAACAGCCCAGAGUAUCAGAGGCUCGGGAUCGACCCUAUAAAUGAAAGAUCUUUUAUUUGUAACUAUAAGGAACACUGGUUUACAGUUCGAAAAUUAGGAAAACAGUGGUUCAACUUGAAUUCUCUCUUGACGGGUCCAGAACUAAUAUCUGAUACUUAUCUUGCACUUUUCCUGGCCCAGUUACAACAGGAAGGCUAUUCAAUAUUUGUGGUAAAGGGUGACCUUCCAGAUUGUGAGGCUGACCAGUUACUGCAAAUGGUUCGGGUGCAGCAGAUGCAGCGGCCAAAAUUGAUUGGGGAAGAUACAUUGCAAUCAAGAGAUCAGAGGGUACAAAAAACAGACCUCGAACCAGCUGUAGAUGUUAACCCUCCCUUCGAUGGUACAGGCAUGUUAGAUGAAGAUGAAGAGAAUUUCCAAAAAGCACUUGCUCUCAGCAGACAGGAAAUAGAUAUGGAGGAUGAAGAAGCAGAUCUCCGUAGGGCCAUUCAACUUAGUAUGCAAGGAGGCGGGCUUAGAAGUGGUUUCCCAGAUUCUUGCACACAAAACGUCCCACAUUCAUCUGCAACAAGCCACUCUGAAGCCCUUACAUCAGAAGAGCUGCGGCGGAGAAGACAGGCCUAUUUUGAAAAACAGCAGCAGUUGCAUCAGCAAGUUCAGAACCCAGGUUUCCAUGUUGCACCAGUUACAAAUUCAAAUACACUGGUCACUGAUCCAGGAGGUGAUAUGAGUGAAGAGGAUAUGCUUCAGGCAGCUAUGAAUAUGUCCUUGGAAACUGUUAGAAACAGCUUGAACGCAGAAGAAAAGAAAUGACAAAAAUUCCUAGGUUUAUUUUAUUUAAACACUAAAUCCUGUAUUAAUCCUAUGCGAGUGGUAUAAAGGUAGGGUUCAUUUCACUGAUGUACCAAAGCAGGAUAUAGCCCUAAAACCUAUGGGGCUGAGGAUCAGAAUUAAAAGGCAAUUGCAUAUAAUAAAAAUAAAGUCUUCUCACCUCAAGGUUUUAGCUUCCCCAUGCCACUAGUUCUAAUCAAGAUGGUAAGAUUUGCUGCACGUGAGCGAAAGGAUUACGUAUCAGUUUGUUCUAAAAUCUCAAUUCACCUUCUUCCUGAUCCAUAGGUGUUCAGGGUAAGUUAGUGAUUCCUGCAAAUAGUUGUAUGGGGUAGGAGCCCUGUUCAGUUGUGAUGGCGUAUUCUUGCGGGUUUCUGCACAGCAAAAUCAACUGUACCCAGUUGCACAGAGGUCCAGUCCUGAGGCUUUUCUGUUGGGAUGCUAGCCAGCAUUAGGUGACAGCUGCAGCUUCAUUGGCUCACGUACAUGCCUUAAGGCAUUCCAAACACCUCUGUAUUUUGGAUAUGUUAAGCCUAUAUAAAUAUAAAUUUGCCUUUCACUUCUGAAAGAUAUUUCUGUUACACAGUUUUUUUAAAAAGGAAAGUUGGCUUGUAUUCUCAGUCCUUCCCAUGCAAACUAUUUUAAUAGACGAAAUUAAAGUUCUUUUACCAGUAUAAGAAAAGAUGCAAAAAAAGGUCUGUUUCCAGAACUAAAUCAAAUAACGACAUUUUGAUUGUUUUAAGGACUGCAAGAGAUACAAACUAACAAGCCCAUCUUGCAUCUUUUUCCACUGUAAAUAUUUUUCCUUUUUUUGGAGGAGGAAAGGGAACGUUUUCAUUUGUUAUACUCUUUCUGCUAAAUUUUGGGCAGUUCUGCCCUCAAUGCACUGUUUUAGCACUCUGUGAUUCCCUGAACAUUGGUUGAAUAGCUGAAGUAACAAGUUGUGGAGCAUAUUUCAGAACCGGUUACUUUAAUUCCUAUUCUGUUACAUGGGAAUUGUUUUCCGAUCCCUCGUUUUAUCCUUUCUCCCCGUUCCUGUGUUUCUAUACAAGUGUUAGACUGGAUAAGCAAAAGAAACUGCCUUACAUUGAGUUAAACCAUUGGUCUAUUUAGUCCAGUACUGUCUCCUCUUGACUGGCAGUGGGUUCUUAAAGGUCUCAAGCAGAGGUCUUUUCCAUCCCUGCUACCUGAGUUUCUUUUAACUGGAGAAACCUGGGGUUAAACCUGGGACUUUCUGCAUGCAAAGCAUGUACUGUGUCACUAUGCUAAGGCCUUCCCAGAAUUCCAGGCUUCUUUUUUUAGGAGUAAAGAAGAUAAGGAAACGUUUUAAUGCCAUGACUUCAGUGCCACCUGUUAACAUGCAUACCUGCUUUCUGAAAUGAACCCUGCAUGGUUACCUAUGUGUUAAGAAUGGAUAUUCAUAAAUGAAUGUGGGUGGGUGGGUGUUCUAUCAGAUGUUAAUGAAUGUCCUCUACCUGUAAGAUUUUUGCCGCUUUUCAUGAAUGGCCUUUGUUCAUGCACCUUACAGUUUUUUUUUUCCUAUCGUCGUGUCUGUUACUGAGGAAAAUGGGGGAGCAAACUUAAGAGCUAUUUUUUUUAUUCUGUUAGUUGAGGUAUACAAGAGUACUACGGGAGGAUGACCACAUUUGGCAUUCUGUAUUACAAAAAACAGUUUUAACAUUUUUAUUUUUAUUUUGUAAAUGGUGCUUUAAGCAUAUAUUAUGUUUACAUAUGUAUCUUAUGACUAUGGUAUUGGGAUGUUUACAGUGUUCAGACUGUAUACUCUGCUUAAACCAUAGCCAUUUGCCAGGUAUACCAAGAAAAAUAUUGCAAAACCUAUUGUUAAUUUCUUUUGAUAAUGUUUUCAAAAUUAAUUAUAUUAUUGCACCAUCUUGAAGUGUCAUCCUUAGCUACUGAAUGAUAGAUAACUGUAUGCAAAUAUAUGGUACGACAAAGGAAUACAUUACAAAUAAGAACACUUGGAUUUUGAUAAUGUUUGUUUACAACAGUGAGCUUUAGAUGCUUGGCUAGUUAUAGAAGCUGAAUCCCAUUUAUCUUACUUGCAUGCUUCAUGUUUUGUUGAUCUCUCUAAAAACCACUGCAUAAGUAUGGAUAAUGGGAUUUGGCCCUGAGGGUAAGCAUUACUUUUAAGAAUGCAUCUAACUUUACCAUUUCCAUAAACUUAAGGCAACACUGUUUUGCGCUACACAAUUUACUUGAUUUAUUAACAGGAGGAAAUUAGCUUGCCAAACUUAAUGCACAUUGUUUUUAAAACUUAUGCACCAUUAGUUACAUAAAGCUGUCUGUGUUGAUUUUUUUGUUUUUGCUUUUAAGGUAUUACUUGAAAACAAAUAUGCGAAUGGAUUCAUAUAAAACAUGAAAUCAUACCAGUCUGUAAAAAUGAUGAUUUUUUUCCUUUGUACUUUUCCAAUAAAUCGUGUUCUUUUGAACAAGUUGAAUCUG